AACCAGCUGAAGAAAAGCCCGCUCCACCCCUCAUCACGUGAACGCGCACUGACGCGCACGGACACUGUUAGGAAACAGCUUCAUCGCCCUUUAGAGAUCAACCAAAGAAACAUCGGAGCGUGUUGCUGCUUUCAUUGCCAACCAUGCGUCUAAACAGGUCAUUGGGUGGACUGCAGGCUGCUCUGCUGCUGUUUUUGGCCUGCUGUCAAUGCGUCUCAGCACACACCGAUACUCUGCUUCCUCCAGAGGUCUCUCAGUACAAUGGAACCCUGUAUGCAGCCUGCAAAGUGAGACCCAGCACUUUACUUCCCGAGGGGCUUCCCAAGGUAUACGGCCAGGUGCUGUUCAAACAGGAGCAUUCAGAACAAAGGCUUCAUGUCCUUCUCCGCCUUAGUGGCUUCCCUGAAGAGGCUUCUUCAGAACCAAGAGCCGUGCACAUCCAUCAGUAUGGAGACCUCAGCAGGGGAUGUGACUCAACCGGUGGCCACUACAACCCAUAUGGUGUCAACCACCCUCAACACCCAGGAGACUUUGGGAACUUCUCCCCUCAGGAGGGGAAAAUCAGUGCACUGAUUGAAUCAGAUGCUACGCUGUUUGGAGGCCUGUCUGUGCUUGGAAGGGCGGUGGUGAUCCAUGAAAAGAUGGACGACUUGGGGCGUGGCGGAGACGCCGGAAGCCUGUUGCAUGGCAAUGCAGGCCGUCGGCUGGCAUGCUGCGUCAUCGGGAUGUCCUCCUCCAGCCUUUGGGAGGUUCAACAUCUGCGUGCUGCAAGGCAGUUCAGGAGGGGCUAGGCCCAACACAUGGGAGUGUUGUUCCCCACAGAAUCUAUCCCAGUAUUUAAAUAGGUUUCCACAAAGAUACAAAAAAAACAACUAGUAAUUGCUUACUAACAGUUGAAAUUACAGUAUUUUAUAGAUAAUAGCUUUUCUGACAAUUUCACUUGAGCUAAAUGAAUCAAAUAUGAGCCUACAUGACUUGUCUAAACCUGUAACGUUUUUCUUUGAACAAUAAAAAGUUAUCAUGAUAAAACUUUGUAUAAAGUAGCAGUCAUGUUUUCUGAAGUCACAAAAAUAAUUCCCAGCUAUAUGAACCUCUGGCUGUAUUAACAAAUCUCUGUUAAACUUAUUUUUUUCCUCAAAUAGAGCAGCUUACAUGUCUGUAAGUUGUUAUUUUCCUGUUCAUUGCAGUUUCCACAAGAAAUUGACCAUUCAAACUUAUGGGUGGUUAUCUGUAAGUAAAAUUCAGAUAGAGGCAUUAAUAGAAAUAUUUUACUGCACAAUAAUGUGUAAAUACCCAUUUUUUUCUUGCAGUCUUUGUAAUCAUCAACUAUGGCAAAAAAAAAAAAAGGGUAAGUUUUAUAACAGCUGUUAUAUAACAGUGAAGCGAUGCUUUGGAUCAAAAACCAAACUGAACACUAAUAAUUGAGGUUUAAGAAAAAAACAAUGAGGGUGUCUG
Cyprinodon variegatus (sheepshead minnow) is the source of this 1455-nucleotide messenger RNA. RefSeq names its product superoxide dismutase 3, extracellular (gene sod3). Gene Ontology annotation, biological process: removal of superoxide radicals. The coding region runs from base 144 to 791 and encodes 215 amino acids. NCBI's taxonomy places the organism in Eukaryota, Metazoa, Chordata, Actinopteri, Cyprinodontiformes, Cyprinodontidae. The transcript has 2 exons. Gene Ontology annotation, molecular function: superoxide dismutase activity; copper ion binding. The record is from RefSeq and is a predicted model, not a curated record.